AUGAACCUUGAUCAAGUGUCUGAAAAGCAUAGAUCCGGUUCUUCGGACCCAACCGGAUACGCUGAGGCUCGGUCCCACGAGACAGCCACACGACGGUCUAUUCACAACUCCAUAUGGACGAAGGAUUGUGCUGUUAUACCAUCUACAGACUCCAGCGCUAGCGCCAACGCCAACUUCGAGGCUGUCGUCGAGGCUGACGUCGAUGUCGAAGUCGCCGCUGGACGUCCGUUCGCAGAGUCGGAGACAAGCGCUACGGGGAUGAGUGUAAUGCGCCAACGGGACUCAAACUCUCGCCUCCAUGGACAAAGAGCCGGCGGUUGCCGGGCCGAAAUGGAGGGGGCGGUGAGGCAUGUUGCAGAGAACAUGGACUGUGACGAGCUCAAGUCAGGUUGGUGGCUAACGAAGUAG
Protopolystoma xenopodis is the source of this 408-nucleotide messenger RNA. The record is from the annotation of a GenBank genome assembly. Lineage: Eukaryota; Metazoa; Platyhelminthes; Monogenea; Polystomatidea; Polystomatidae.